UACAUUAGGAGUAGGAGGGCUGCAGCUUGCAGUGUAUAAAUAGUGCCGGGCCUCCAUGCGCCCUCUAGCUAGCGGAAGUCUAGCUCCCCAAACAUCCGCUGAGAUACAGCAGCCGUCAGCGGCCUUACCUCCCCCCAUAUACCCCCAGCCAGUGACAACAGGCGGGCCCAGAGUGGCCAUGAACCCCAGCGCAGCCGCCGAGGGAUUCCCCGCAGUGCAGUUUUCUGGAGGAGCCACGGUGCUUGUGGAACUCACAGCUGACAUUCAUAUCUGCGGUCUCUGCAAGACUCAAUUCAAUAAUUUGGAUGCCUUUGUUGCACACAAGCAAAGUGGCUGCCAGCUCACCAAUGCUACCACAGGGGCCACAAGCACAGUCCAGUUUGUAUCAGAAGAAACAAUAACCCCGUCUCAGACAUCUACCCGAACUAUCACAUCAGAAACUCAGACGAUCACUGUUUCUGCUCCAGAAUUUGUUUUCGAACACGGAUAUCAAACCUUUCUGCCGAGUGAAGGGUCAGCAUCCCAGAGUACUGGUGGCAUCACCAUAGCCACAAAAUGUCGCUCCAGAAAAGUGUCGGCUUCCUUAUCCCAGAAGAAGCAGAGCUGCUACUACCCAGGUUGUCAGUUCAAGACUGCUUAUGGCAUGAAAGAUAUGGAGCGUCACUUGCGAACUCACACAGGAGACAAGCCUCACAAGUGUGAGACAUGCGGGAAGUAUUUCAGCCGGAAGGACAAGCUAAAGACACACAUGCGUUCACACACUGGAGAGAAGCCAUAUAAGUGUAAGGAGUGUGACUACAGCGCAGCAGACAGUAGUAGCCUCUGUAAGCACCAGCGCAUUCACACGGAUGAGCGUCCCUUCAAGUGUCAGAUCUGUCCAUAUGCCAGCCGUAACUCCAGCCAGCUCACAGUGCACCUGCGUUCACACACAGGUGAUGCCCCUUUCCAGUGUAUCCUAUGUAACUCCAAGUUUAAGAUCAACUCUGACUUGAAGAGACACAUGAGGGUUCACACUGGUGAAAAGCCAUACCGGUGUGAGUUCUGCGAUUUCUUCUGUGCUAUGAAGGGAAAUUUAAAGUCCCACAUAAAGAUGAAGCACAAUGCAGAGAGCACUUAUAGGUGUAAUCAGUGUGAGUUUCAUUGUGGAAGUAAAGCAGAUUUACGUCAACACUUACGAUCUCAUCUACCGGAGCAGCCUGUGAAGUGCCUGGAAUGCAGCUAUUCCUGCGCCAAUAAAGCAGCUUUGAAAGUCCAUGAGCGGAUUCACUCGAAGGAUAGGCCUUUCAAAUGCCACUACUGUCGAUUUGACACAAAACAGCGCAGUAACUUGACUACUCACAUUAAAAAAGCUCAUGGUGAACAACUUAAAUCAAAGCCUGAUGUGCAGAAACCAGAAGGGAAUUUUCCAAAGCAAUACACGUCACGCAAAAGUAACAAAGUAGAAGCUAAGAAAGCCUUUAAGUGCGACCUCUGUGAUGCUUCAUUUGUCAGAGAAGACUCUUUGCGGAGUCAUAAAAAGCAACACAAUGAGUUCAUUCUCAAAAAAAAUCAAGCGUUAUCUGUGCUGCAACUCACAAUCGAUCCACCUAGACAAAGUGACAAUGUGGCAGCAGAAAGCAUUGCUAAAGCCAAUCUAGCAACAUCAUUCAUUGAAAAACAAGUGGAAGUGGUGGUCAGCAAACAAGAUGAAGAAAUCCACAACACCAAGGUUACCUUGGGCAAAGCUGGAUCUUCUAAUGUGGAAAAAAAUGACCAAGAGACGAUCGCUAAUGACCAGCUCCAAAUGCUGAGUCAGGUCAAUUUAAUGGCCUCUCCUCCUUCUACUGCACCUCAGAACAUUACACCGGAAGCUACGUUACCUGUUUCACCAGAACAGACUGGUAAUGACAUCAUACAUGAGGAUCUCAUAGAGAACAGUGUAGACAGCCAAUGCUCAACCAACCCUACUUUCAUCACUUCAUCUGGAAUAAGCUGCUCAGACCUGGAUGCUUUUAUCCAAGAAGAAAUAACUGAGGUGAUUAUAGGUAGGGAAGGGGGUGAUGACCAUACUGCACCAACAUCUCAGUCAUCCCCAGUUUAUACUGCAUCCCCUCAAACACGCUCUCCCGAACAUAAGUAUACCAUCAUGCAGGGCAGUGCAAGCCCAGAACUGCUCCUGUGUCCUGCUGAUGCCAUACCAGAUUGACUUAGGUUAUAGACCUGUUGGUGGACUCCUGUUUUUGCUUCUAAUGGCUUUGGAGAAUUUACAUUUUGUUUAUAGCUGCAUUGAGUAUUAGUUACAUAAAAGAUUAUGGCAGCAGCUCCGAUACUUUGCUUCCAAUUUACCGGAUAAACUGGAGGAAUAUCAGUAAUUUCCUGUUCUUAUUUGUUUUGUAUUUUUCAUCUCAAAUUGUCUCUUAAGUGUUUAGCCUAUGUGACUUUCCUUAUGUUCAUUCUACAACCUUCUCUUUAUGUUUCAAGCCAGCAAAAGUGUAAAGACCAAAAUGGCCUGAAAGAUUGCUUCAGAAAUCAGUAUUUAUUUGGUCAUGGUGGAUAUUUUUAUAUUCAUUUCACUAAAACUUAUGACUAUAAAGAUAGCUAGUCUUUUAAAAAAAAU
Pseudophryne corroboree (corroboree frog) is the source of this 2596-nucleotide messenger RNA. RefSeq names its product ZFP64 zinc finger protein (gene ZFP64). Bases 56 to 2185 code for a protein of 709 amino acids. The record is from RefSeq and is a predicted model, not a curated record. Lineage: Eukaryota; Metazoa; Chordata; Amphibia; Anura; Myobatrachidae. The transcript is spliced from 6 exons.